Uranotaenia lowii is the source of this 2055-nucleotide messenger RNA. RefSeq lists its product as uncharacterized. Bases 1 to 2055 code for a protein of 684 amino acids. Lineage: Eukaryota; Metazoa; Arthropoda; Insecta; Diptera; Culicidae. The transcript has a single exon. The record is from RefSeq and is a predicted model, not a curated record.
AUGGAAGAUUACAGCAUUCUUAAGAAACAAGAGCGUCAGUUACGAGCUUCCAUCAAGGGAGUGUCGAAUUUUGUCAGAGAUUUCAAUUCUGAGCUUCAUGAGAGUCAGAUUGAAGUAAGAUUGAGUUUGCUUGAGUCGGUUAUGAAAAAAUACUACCUGGUAAGGCAGAAAUUGGAAGUGUUGUUGGAUGCUGCUGACAGUGACGGAGCUGACGAGGAUGCCAAGGAGUCAGAAGCUGCUAAGAAACGAAGGUUGCAGAGACAGGCUGCGGAGCGUGAAGCGAAGUUCGACGAAGAAACGCUAGAAGUCGAAGAGCAGUACUGUAUACUGAAGUCAGCCCUCCUUGCUCUGCGUCCGAAGAAGAUUGAGUUUUUGAGUUCUUCUGGAUCUGCUGAUAGAGUUGACACGAUGUCGCGUGUCAAGUUACCGGACAUAAAGCUGCCUGGUUUCAAUGGGAAACUUCGGGAUUGGAUUCCGUUUCGUGACAUGUUCUCCAGCUUGAUUCAUAACAACGAACAGCUAUCGGACAUCGACAAAUUUACAUACCUACGAUCAGCGAUAAGCGGAGAAGCGCUUCAGGAGAUCAGCUCCAUAGAACUGUCCGCCGAUAAUUACCAGGUAGCCUGCGACAUGUUGGAGAAGAGGUACGAGAACAAAAAGUUGAUCGUGAAGGCGUAUCUGGACGCACUUUUUGGAAUUGAACCUCUGAAGAAGGAAAGCGGCGAAGCUUUAAAUCACCUGGUCAGUGAUUUCGAUCGGAAUAUCCAAAUGCUGGGCAAGAUAGGAGAGGACACCGAUAAGUGGUCGACGCUGUUGGCAUACAUGUUGUGCACUCGUCUGGAUUCAGUCACACUUCGUCAGUGGGAGAGUCACCACAAUUCGAAGGAUGUUCCGACGUACCAGAAAGUGAUGGACUUUCUGAGGGAUCAGGCAUUGGUUCUGCAAUCGAUAGCACCGAGUAGGUCAGAGGACAUCGAAAGUCGUCGCUAUCGAACAACCGUUCACACCACAUCGAGAAUCCAGAACAACUGUGUUUUCUGCGAUAAUUCGUUUCACCCAGCAUCUGUGUGCAGCAAGUUCAGAGCGAUGUCAGUGCCCCAGCGCUUUGGAGUGGUCAAGAUGAAGCGGCUCUGCAUUAAUUGUUUGGGUUCUGGUCACUUUGCGAAUCGUUGUAGCAAAGGACCAUGUCGUGAGUGCAACAGAAAGCACCAUUCGAUGUUGCACAAAAGUUUUAACAGUUUUUCGAGUCAGAGCUCCGUUUCACAAAACCAGUCGACAGUCAACAGUCAAUCGUUUCAUAAUGAAAAUCUUCCAGGACCUUCUGGGCAAGGUCAUGAACACAAUUCGAUAGGACAGAAUCAACAAAGUCAACCCUCGCACACAAAUCCUCAAGCACAAGAGAAUUCUACUAAUUCCUACCCCAUAAUACAAACACGUAUUCGCAACACUCAAUCACAACACACCACAGACAAUUCUUUUACGUUUAAUGCGGCACCAAGGCCGGAUUGCGCUAAAUAUCGUUCACCUAGAGUUUUGAUGUCAACCGCUGUAGUGCGGGUUGAAGAUCGGUUUGGUAACCAUGCGUUUGCGAGAACAUUGUUGGAUUCGUGUUCCGAAUAUUGUUUUGUUACGAAAAGCUUUGCGAACAGAUUGAAUCUCCGGAAAAGUUGGAAUGUUUUAAGAGUCCAAGGUAUUGGAAACAAGUCGGCUAAAUCGAUUGAGUCAGUUGAGGCAAGAGUUCGGCCUCGCGUGUCAGAAAUUUCUUCAUUUUCGGAAGAUAUGAGUUUUCAUGUGUUGCCUAAGAUUACGAGUUAUCUGCCUACCACUAAAGUUUCGCUCAAUGGAAUCAAGAUUCCUCAUGAUUUGGUAUUGGCGGACCCUGAGUUUUGGAACCCGGGUCCGAUAGAUAUGAUUAUUGGGGCAGAAUAUUUCUGCAAUUUGAUGCGUUCAGGCAAGUGUCAAGUUUCGGAAAAAGGUCCAACUCUGCAAGAAACCGAGUUUGGUUGGGUUGUUUCCGGGAGAGUUCCGGAUAGUUCCGUUGAAACUGUUGCAUAA